Messenger RNA from Aspergillus chevalieri, 225 nucleotides. RefSeq lists its product as uncharacterized. NCBI's taxonomy places the organism in Eukaryota, Fungi, Ascomycota, Eurotiomycetes, Eurotiales, Aspergillaceae. Bases 1 to 225 code for a protein of 74 amino acids. The transcript has a single exon. The record is from RefSeq and is a predicted model, not a curated record.
AUGUUCCCAAUGCCUACCCGCCCAUGGCCAACAAUUGCCUUAGAAAUGGGCUACUCAGAAACGCAUGAUGCGCUCAUGAACGAUGCGGACCUCUUACUUGAAGGUACAAGGGGAAACAUAGCGCUUGCCAUCAAUGUCAAGAUAGAACCUCUAGGCCCCGAUUCUAAACAGACCCAAAAGGGCUAUGUUGAACUUCACAAGUUUGAUGCGGGCACUAGGAAGUGA